GCUGCCCUAACCGAUGUUUGUAUUAGUGUAGGGAAAUGUCAUGACUGGACUUCGAACUAAUUUGUGAAUACAGAUUUGUUUAUUUACAUUGUAUGAACGUACAUCUGAGCAGAAUAGUUUUACUUUUGUAUGAUUCAAAAUUACUCCAAGGACAGCUUCUACAUUCUCAUAUUUAAGCUGUGCUUCAGUACUUUAAAAAGCUACGAUGUUGCGGACUCAUUUAAAACGUGGAACGGAAAAAUGGUUGCACUUGACAAACCUUCGGUGCAGAUCCAAGUCUGCUGCCGGAAAACAAUGCUGGAAAUGUAGCAGUUCAGAUAUUAACAAUACGUUUUUUUGUGCUUCGUGCGGUGUGUUACGCGAGUCGGCUGAAAAAGAAGACUACUUCGAACUAUUGAAACUGAAGAAAGAGUUCAACAUAGACACUUUGAAACUCGUACAGAACUAUCGCCAUAUCCAAAGUAUGAUACAUCCAGACAAGUUUGCUCAGAAAUCAGAGCAUGAAAAGGCAAUCGCAUUAGAAUGGAGCUCUUUAGUUAACAAAGCGUACAAAACACUUUCCAAGUCCAUUGAGAGGGGCAAAUAUUUACUAACGCUUAAUGGAGUAACUAUAUCUGAAGACAAUACAUCACUUGAUAAAGAAUUUCUCUUAGCAAUGAUGGAUUUAAAUGAAUCAGUGGAGGAUGCAGAAACUGCCGAUGAACUAAAAAAUAUAGCUUCAAAUGUAUCUGUAAAUAUUGAACAUCUGAAUUUAAAGCUAGUCCAACACUUUAAAGCCAAUGAUUUGGAUGGCGCUAAGGAAGCUAUCAUACGUUUAAAAUAUAUGAACAACAUUGAAAGGACCGUAAAAGAAAAGCUUUUACAUCUUAAUCUAAAGUAGUGAACAUCUAUUAUAAUAUGCAACGUGUAACUACGAUACACGUCAUGCUCAAUUGUGUGUUGGAUGGAAUAAACCACUUUAAUAUUUGUUGCAA
Anopheles gambiae (African malaria mosquito) is the source of this 974-nucleotide messenger RNA. RefSeq names its product iron-sulfur cluster co-chaperone protein HscB (gene Hsc20). Gene Ontology annotation, cellular component: mitochondrion. Gene Ontology annotation, molecular function: ATPase activator activity; protein-folding chaperone binding. Lineage: Eukaryota; Metazoa; Arthropoda; Insecta; Diptera; Culicidae. The record is from RefSeq and is a predicted model, not a curated record. Gene Ontology annotation, biological process: [2Fe-2S] cluster assembly; protein complex oligomerization. The transcript has 2 exons. The coding region runs from base 206 to 880 and encodes 224 amino acids.